This is a messenger RNA of Diachasma alloeum, 2303 nucleotides long. RefSeq names its product calcium/calmodulin-dependent protein kinase type 1 (gene CaMKI). The record is from RefSeq and is a predicted model, not a curated record. The transcript is spliced from 9 exons. Gene Ontology annotation, biological process: protein phosphorylation. Bases 998 to 2224 code for a protein of 408 amino acids. Gene Ontology annotation, molecular function: calmodulin binding; ATP binding; calcium/calmodulin-dependent protein kinase activity. NCBI's taxonomy places the organism in Eukaryota, Metazoa, Arthropoda, Insecta, Hymenoptera, Braconidae.
UCUCACGUUGCCACUGAUUUGGGCAGGGUUGGCAAUAGAUGCAGUUAGUCGCAAUUUGUUUUUCGAUGCAUUACACUCGAAGUAGUUGUGAAUUUUCCGGGUGAUAAGGGAGCGCUUGAGCACCACUGCCUGUACCAUUGCAUGAGUUUUCCUCAGGGUUUCUCAGUUGUUCGUUGGCCUUUUUUUGCUGGCCAGUGGCGCGCGUCGGCAAGUCCCUGCGAUCCGGGAAAUUGACUCUGUCGUAUCGCCUCCGAAAUUCCGAGUGCAGGGGAGGAGAAUUCGGUGACAUAUGAAAUGAAAGGUCGAAUAAAGUCACACGGGGCCAGAAUUAUCGGGUAAUUAUAACUGUUUUGUGCGGUUGCAGCGGCUUUGGAGAGAGACUUGCAGACAAAUUCCUGGGGAUUUUGCCGCUGCUAUUGGUUUAGAGGUGUAUGUGCUGUGUUGAGUGAGAUAUUUGUUGUGGUAGUGUCACGGCUUCCGAGGGACUGUGGAAAUUUUGACGGCCAGUACUGUUACUCGUCUCCAACGGACUCGAGUCACUUUUUUUUUCUUUUAAUCCCUCCCCCGGUGAGAAACCCACCGAUUAGCGCUCUCUGCCUUUGGUGGCUCUCUCCUGUUUAUGUUAUUUUUUUAUUUUUUAUUUUUUCGGUUGUUUUAACGUUACGUAAAGUUAUCGAGAGGUGGACAAUCACGAUAUUGUUGAAAUACAAGGCGUUAUGCUGAUGGUGAAGCGAAAGUGAAACGUGGAUUAAUGGGAUAUGGGAAAAUUAUGAAAUUUCGGGGGGCUUGGGAAAUUGCACGGGUUCUUUGGUGAUUGCUGGAGGGAGGGAGUGACAGUAUUUCGAGGAUUUUCGGCACUCUUAGAGCUAGGGACAGUGUGAUAACACGGCUAUUGUGAUUAACACUGUGAUUUCAACUUUCUCCUCGCUAUCGCUGUUCAAUUGACUUUGACAAUUGUCGUUUGUGGUAUCAAUAGGGGUUUUUAACCACCACUGAGAUGCCGUUGUUCGGUAGAAAAGAGUCCAAUAAAAAACUCAAGAAGGAUGGCAAGGACGAUAAAUCCGCCUCCGUCGACGAUAAAUACGUACUUAAGGAACUCCUCGGAACCGGGGCAUUCUCAGAAGUGCGACUAGCCGAGAGUAAGGAAAGACCUGGGCAAAUGUUUGCGGUGAAAAUAAUUGAUAAGAAGGCGCUGAAAGGCAAGGAGGACUCACUGGAGAAUGAAAUAAGAGUGCUACGAAGGUUCAGUGAAACAGUGACACCACAGAGUGGUGCAGGCCAGAUGUCGGAUAGUAGUGGCGAAAGAGGAUGGUUGAAACAUCCCAAUAUCGUUCAGCUGUUGGAGACCUUCGAGGAUAAGCAUAAGGUCUAUCUCAUAAUGGAAUUGGUGACGGGAGGAGAAUUAUUCGAUAGAAUAGUGGAGAAGGGGUCGUACACGGAGAAGGAUGCCUCAGGGUUGAUAAGACAAGUGUUGGAGGCUGUGGACUACAUGCACGAACAGGGUGUCGUACAUCGGGAUUUGAAGCCUGAGAAUCUUCUUUACUACAGCCCAGAUGAGGAUAGUAAAAUUAUGAUAAGUGACUUUGGUCUUUCGAAAAUGGAGGAUUCGGGGAUCAUGGCGACUGCUUGUGGCACUCCGGGAUAUGUUGCUCCCGAAGUACUGGCACAAAGGCCCUACGGCAAGGCCGUCGACGUAUGGAGCAUAGGGGUCAUAUCUUACAUCUUGUUAUGUGGCUAUCCACCAUUCUACGACGAGAGUGAUGCCAAUCUCUUCGCACAAAUUUUGAAAGGUGAGUUUGAAUUCGAUUCACCAUACUGGGACGACAUAAGCGAUUCAGCCAAGGAUUUCAUUCACAAACUCAUGUGCGUUAAUGUCGAAGAGCGAUACACUUGCAAGCAGGCUCUAGCACAUCCAUGGAUAUCAGGAAAUGCAGCGAGCAAUAAGAAUAUCCACGGUACUGUAUCGGAACAACUUAAAAAGAACUUUGCCAAGUCGAGGUGGAAGCAAGCCUAUCACGCGGCCACGGUUAUACGCCAGAUGCAGAGGCUGGCCCUCAACAGCGGACAACAGCAGCAGCAGCAGCAGCAACGGGGACAGGGAUCCCUAGGUUCGACAGGCCCCUCCAUAGGCAACCCAACGGCAUCCAGAGGGGAUCAGUCGCAAAUAACCAAUCCGAAUCAUCGCCAUCGGACAUCGGGAGCAACACCAAAUACAUACAACUGAAGCAAAUACUUGAGCCACCGAUUAAUCCACCCACUUUACCUAACGCUUCUUGCUCACAAAUGUACUUUCGUCACAAACG